Petromyzon marinus (sea lamprey) is the source of this 3440-nucleotide messenger RNA. RefSeq names its product solute carrier family 7 member 7 (gene SLC7A7). Lineage: Eukaryota; Metazoa; Chordata; Hyperoartia; Petromyzontiformes; Petromyzontidae. Gene Ontology annotation, molecular function: basic amino acid transmembrane transporter activity; L-amino acid transmembrane transporter activity. Gene Ontology annotation, biological process: amino acid transmembrane transport. Gene Ontology annotation, cellular component: membrane. The record is from RefSeq and is a predicted model, not a curated record.
CGUGGCGGCCCUUCCAGACAGUGGCGGGCGGCCUGUCGCCUCUCUGCAGCGCCCAGCUCGAUCACGGGCGGCCUGUCGCCUCUCUGCAGCGCCCAGCUCGAUCACGGGCGGCCUGUCGCCUCUCAGCAGCGCCCUGCUCGAUCACGGGCGGCCUGUCGUCGCAGACUUGAGGACGUUGCUGCUGUCACGCCUCGUGGUGCACGCGCUGCCAGCGGUACGCGUUGCGGCAAGGAGGAAACAGUGUGGAAGAAGAGGCGGUCGGGUGGUGAAGAGGAGGUGAGAAGGAGGUUUGGAAGAGGUGAGGAGGGCAGAGCUCCUCGUGCGCUCCAGCCUCGACCAGCAGCACGGACCUCAUCAGAGACGAGAAAGCGCCGCUGCAGCGAUGGGGAAGGAUAAAGGCCGCUACACCGUCACCCCCUCCUCGGAGCAGCACACCAAUGGGGGGGGGGGCACUGGCGAGGCGACGGGGUCCACAAACGGCGACGUCCCCGCCCAGGAGGCCCAGGACUCUAUGCAGCUGAAAAAGGAGAUCUCGCUCGUUAGCGGCGUGUGCCUCAUUGUGGGGAACAUGAUCGGCUCGGGAAUCUUCGUCUCGCCCAAGGGGGUCUUGAUGUACAGCGCCUCCUAUGGCCUGUCGCUCGUCGUCUGGGCGCUGGGCGGGAUCUUCUCCGUGUUCGGGGCCCUGUGCUACGCCGAGCUCGGCACCACCAUCACCAAGUCGGGCGCCAGUUACGCCUACAUCCUGGAGGCCUUCGGCAAGUUCCCGGCCUUCAUCCGCCUGUGGACGUCCCUGCUGAUCAUUGAACCCACGAGCCAGGCCGUCAUCGCCAUCACGUUCGCCAACUACCUGGUGCAGCCGAUCUUCUCCACUUGCGAGCCGCCAUACGCCGCCUCUAGGCUCAUCGCCGCCGCCUGCAUUUGCCUGCUGACGUUUGUGAACUGUGCGUACGUGAAGCAUGGCAUCCGCGUGCAGGACCUCUCCACCUACGCCAAGGUCAUUGCGCUCAUCGCCGUCAUCAUCGCCGGCAUUGUCUUUCUCGGCAAAGGAAAGACCGAAAACCUGGAGUCGUCAUUCGAAGGCUCGAACUGGGAUGUGGGGAAUAUGGCCCUGGCGCUCUACUCGGCGCUCUUCUCCUACUCGGGCUGGGACACGCUCAACUUCGUCACGGAGGAGAUCAAAAACCCUGAGCGGAAUCUCCCUCUCUCCAUCGGGAUCUCCAUGCCCCUCGUCACCAUCAUCUACAUCCUCACGAACGUGGCCUACUACACCGUGCUGGACCAGACAGCCAUCCUGAACAGCGAUGCUGUAGCCGUGACGUUCGCGGACCAGGUGUUCGGCAUCUUUAACUGGACCAUCCCACUGGCCGUGGCACUCUCCUGCUUCGGGGGGCUCAACGCCUCUAUCCUCGCCGCCUCCAGGCUGUUCUUUGUGGGCUCGCGCGAAGGACAGUUGCCGGAUGCCAUCUGCCUGAUCCACAUGGAGCGCUACACGCCCGUGCCUGCCCUGCUCUUCAACGGCAUGAUGUCUCUGAUCUACCUGUGUGUGGAGGAUAUUUAUCAGCUCAUCAACUACUACAGCUUCAGCUACUGGUUCUUCGUGGGGCUCUCGAUAGCUGGGCAGUUGUACCUGCGGUGGAAGGAGCCGAAUCGACACCGGCCGCUGAAGCUGAGCAUCAUAUUCCCCAUCGUGUUCUGCUGCUGCACCGUGUUCCUCGUCGUGCUACCGCUCUACAGCGACACCGUCAACUCCCUGGUGGGCAUCGCUAUCGCCCUCACCGGCGUGCCCGUCUACUUCGUCACGAUCCACCUGUCAGAGGAGAAACGGCCCAAGAUCCUCCGCAAGAUCACCGAUUUUAUCAUGAAAUACACGCAGCUCAUAUGCAACUGUUGUCUCACCGAGCUUGACAAAGAGGUUGACAAGGAAUCUCAGCCCAAGUCGAGUUGAAGCUUCCCACGAGUGACCUCCGAACGCUGUGCUCUUCCUGCUCAUCGGGCUCCCGGGAGAGACCGUGCCAGCAAUGUGCACUGUGGAUCCAUUACAGCGCAGGCAGCCUGGGAGUGAAAGCACAAUCGUCACAUUGUGCGAAUCCCGAAGCAGACUUUGACAGUCUCUGUAAUAACUGCAAUAAUACCAUCAGCUGUGACUGUCACAAUUACAUUUUAUUCUUGUUAUAUUUGAGACAGUUUCGUUAUUGAUUUUUUUUAUGGUAAUUAUUAUUUUUAUAUUUGGGUGAAACUACUGAAUUUGAUUGCACAUUAAUAUUUACUCUACUGAAUGGGUAUUUUGCUAACAUUAUUAGGUUGUUAGGGGGGUCUAAUGCCUCGCGAGAACACUGGGGCUCCUGCGGUUAAAUAUGGGUUUUAGCCUCCUGAUGAUUCGGGUCCUCAGCAGUCUGGUAGGCAGCGACUGAAAGAUGAACCCAUCCUAUUAAACUUUUGUUAUUUCACUGAAUCCACCUAAUUCCAGCACUGAGGUUUACGGUGUGGGUGUGAGUGACACGUGACAAACACUUCCUGUAGAGAGUGUGCGCCGGAGUGUGGAUUACAAGGCCUGCACAAGCGAAGCUUUGAGGGACAUCGACACAGGGUGGUGCACUACUGGCUGCAGCGAUUCCUCGUGAGAAUGUCUCCUCCGCCUCUCACUUGACGCCGGAAUAUAUGCGGAGGAAAAAACACCCCCGGUAUAACAAUGCGCAGGUUUUGGAGCGUGAGAGAAUAAACAAACCUCACUGGACUUGAGAUCGUAAUGUGAGCACUCCGGUUGGCCCUUCACGUUGCCAUGCAAAUCUAAAUAAUGGCAACGAACGCGACGUCUUUGUGCGUAACAGUGACUGAACACCUCCUGGAAGUGCCUUUAUAAUCCAGACAAUAUAAAGCACUUCUAAAUAGGUUCGUUUUUAAGCAACGUCCAUUUGAUAUUUUCAUAAAAUAUCUCUGUUGUUGACAUGAGACAUUCUACUAAUAGCAGCAUGCCGUAUGGGUAACGUGCAAUUAUAUACCCUGACCUUGAUUAUGGUUGUGGUGGAUUGUGAUUGUUUGCGACCACGUUCCGUCAGUUGUAUUAAUCUCCCUGCAUUUCAACUCAUUGUCAAGGGAAAUCCAUCUCUUUCUAAACCUGCCCAUUCAAAUGAAAAAUAGUUCAUGUAAGCUUUACUUUAGACGCCACAGUCUAUUUCCACGGCUAGUUUUGAAUGCAUCGUUGUUUCGCACAAUAAAUUAAAAUAUAUGUGUGUGCUAUUGAAUAUAUAGAUAGUAUAUAGGUAUCGUGAACGUGUCCAUGUGGCCACGUUCAAUGUGGGCCGCUACCCCCGCUUCAGCUGGCAAAACUUUUUGCAAAUGUUACGAUGCUGGUGUUGUUUUCUCAAAUUGAUUCGAACUUUGUUUCAUUUUGCACUUUUUAUUAAUUGUCUUGACUUGUUAAUAAAAGUACACAAACCUUU